AAUUAAGGACAGAUUGUCACUUUUUUGGUUUUAUAAAAUUCUUAAAAAUUAAAAAAUGUCUACUGAUAAUAAAAAAUUAUCAGCUAUUGAUAAACCAAAGGGUGAUGAUACCGAAGAUAAUAGAGUCGAAAAGAAUAAUCUUUUAAACAAUAUAAAGCGGAAAAAUGAAGACAAAACCAAAGAGAUUAUACUUAAAAAAUCUAAGCCUGUUAUCAAGUUUAAGAAAAAGUCUCUUAUUACAUUGAAAAUAAAAAAGCCUGAAGAAACAGUGUUAGAGAAGUCUGAUCCAGCAGUCGCAACUAUUUUUAAUCCUGAUAAUAGUGAAGAGGAUGAAGAUAUGCCUUUUGAAGCUAAAAUGAGGAUGAGGAAUAUUGGAAAGGAUACACCUACAUCAUCAGGUCCUAAUUCAUUUAACAAAGGAAAAGAUGGUUUUGUAGAUUAUGAGAGAUUAUGGGAGAAAAAAUUUAAAGAUGAGAUUGAAAAAAUUGGUGAUAAUUAAUAUUACUUUGUAAAAAUAUUGCUGGUUGUAUUUAAAACUUUAUAACAAAUUUAUA
Molecule: messenger RNA, 554 nt
Organism: Gordionus sp. m RMFG-2023
Lineage: Eukaryota; Metazoa; Nematomorpha; Gordioida; Chordodea; Parachordodidae
Product: PEST proteolytic signal-containing nuclear protein-like
Exons: 5
Coding region: 56-499 (147 amino acids)
Biological process (GO): proteasome-mediated ubiquitin-dependent protein catabolic process; protein ubiquitination
Cellular component (GO): nucleus
Source: RefSeq, a predicted model, not a curated record